UGUCAUGGUGAUCUGUAGGGCUAGCGUUCUGGUCCAGUUUUAUGGCUCAUUUUUUUUUUUUUUUAUAUCUAACGACCCAUUAUAAACUAAAGAAAAACAUUAACAGUAGCAUUUUUAAAGGAUUUGUUUUUGUAAGACAUUAUCUGUGACUGGUUUCGUAGAUUUACCUAGAGCAGUCUCUGCACGAGUUUAACUCUAGGUUUUUAUUUUUACACAAAUACAUGCGUGUAUGUUUCACAGCAACAUUGUAAGUUGCACGCUCAAACUGAAUGGAAUGUUCCACUUAGGUCGUUACGCGUGACUGGGGGAGUGAAUUUUGGCACUACCUAUUAAUAGAAUGGGAUACCCCAUUAAUCUGCAAGAUAAGUGUUCGCCCAGUCUGUGAAACUGAUUAGUUUGCGAAAAAUGGCGGCGGGGAGAGUGACUCUCCUUAUUGUGCCGGUUUUAAUACUUUACAUGAAACUUAUUAAUGGGGAAGUUUUAACCCCUCCGUACUUUAACCUCGCCCAAGAGAGGCGGAUCUAUGCCAGUUCCACAUGCGGGGUGGACGUUAUUGGAGAGGAGUUAUUUUGUCGUCUGACUGGAGCCAGCUCAGAGAAUGGAUUCGGGGAUCGCUACAAAGAAAUUAUCCAGGGACAGUAUUGUGACGUAUGUAACCCUGGCAUUGCCGAAAAACGCCACCCUCCCGAGUACGCCAUCGACGGAACAGAGAGGUGGUGGCAGAGCCCGCCCCUGUCCCGGGGGAUGGAGUACAAUCAAGUCAACCUCACCAUCGACCUCGGACAGGAAUUCCAUGUUGCCUAUGUUUUCAUCAAGAUGGCCAAUUCGCCCCGCCCCGGGGUGUGGGCUCUGGAGAGAUCUACUGACUUUGGACAGUCGUGGCGCCCCUGGCAGUACUUUGCCGACACGCCCAGCGACUGCAUGAAGUUUUUUGGGGAACCUGCUGAUCAGGAUAUUUUUGCUGACAAUGCUGUCAUCUGCUCCACAGAGUUCUCCAAAAUUGUACCCCUGGAAAAUGGAGAGAUUGUGGUGUCCUUAGUGAAUAACCGUCCUAGUGCACAGAACUUCACGUACGCCUCUGACCUUCAGCAGUGGACCAAGGCCACAAAUGUUCGACUCAAACUUCUUAGAACUAAAACACUUCUGGGUCAUCUGAUGGCUGUGGCCAGGCAGGAUCCAACAGUCACUCGCAGGUACUUCUACAGUGUCAAAGAUAUUUCCAUUGGAGGUCGAUGUGUGUGUAAUGGUCAUGCCAACACCUGUGACAGAAGUGACUCCAGUAACCCUAACCUGCUGGUGUGUACCUGCCAACACAACACAUGUGGGAACCAGUGUGAAUACUGUUGUCCAGGGUUUGUACAGAAGAAAUGGAAGCCCGCCCGCGCAGACAAAAUCUUCAUGUGUGAACCCUGCGAGUGUUACGGUCAUGCCACGGAGUGCAUUUAUGAUGAGGAAGUAGACCGCCUUGGCCUCAGUGUGGAUAAAUAUGGUAACUAUGAAGGAGGCGGAGUUUGCCAGAACUGUCAGCAUAACACGUAUGGCGUGAAUUGUGACAAGUGUGUGGCUGGUUACUACAGGCCCUAUGGAGUCGCAAAGAAUGAGACAAACGCAUGUAGAACCUGUGUGUGUGACCUGAAUGUGUCCACGGGGGAGUGUGAGGAAGGGUCUGGAAGAUGCCUGUGUCGUCCCGAGUACACUGGGGAGAAUUGUGAUCGUUGUGCCCCAGGAUAUGAGGGUUACCCAACUUGUAUUCCCUGCCAGUGUCACAUGAACGGUACAGAGGGCGCUGUCUGUUCCCUGAAUGGUCUCCCUUGUCCUUGCAAGGAGAAUUAUGUCGGAAGACGCUGUGACAUGUGUGAAUCGGGUUUUUACAACUUCCCAGACUGCAUUCCCUGUCAAUGUGAGACAAGCAAUGGAGGAUCUGUGGACAACAACUGUGACGUGGAGACUGGCCAAUGUCCUUGUCAGUCCAACUUCGCUGGCAAGGAGUGUAACCAGUGUGCUCAUGGCUACUUCAAUUACCCAGCAUGCACCUUGUGUGAUUGUGACCCCACCGGGACGUCCGAGGAGAUCUGUGACAAACUUACUGGUCAGUGUUUGUGUAAAGAGAACUUCCAGUUCCCCCGCUGUGACCGCUGUGCUGCAGGAUACUACAGUUACCCCACAUGUCAAGAGUGUCAAUGUGCUGAACCGGGUUCCAUACAGAAAGUGUGUCGAGAGGACGGUCAGUGCCCAUGUCGUCCGAACUAUGGAGGACGGACUUGUAACAGGUGUCAUCCAGGCUUCUACAGAUACCCGGACUGUUCACCCUGUAACUGUGAUCGGUAUGGUUCGUUCGGUGAGUCAUGUGACCAGUUGUCGGGUCAGUGUCAGUGCUUGUCCACGUUUGAUGGUGUGAGCUGUAACAAGUGUAAGGAGGGCUUCUACAACUACCCCAUGUGUGAAGAUUGUAAUUGUAACCCUGAUGGAGCCAAGGAGAUUCCGGGGUAUCCCCUUGGGGGCUGUGGGGAGGUCAUCAAGGGUCAGCUGUGUGAAUGUAAGGAGCGUGUGUUGGGGAGGAUAUGUGACCAGUGUAUGCCGGGCUACUACAACCUGGACAGAAAUAACCCCCUCGGAUGUGAGGAAUGUUCCUGCUAUGCCCCUGGUACAGUGGCUGGUCUGAACAUGUGUAACUCAGGUACUGGUCAGUGUUCCUGUAAACUGGACGUUGUUGGCCGUCGGUGCGACACCUGUGCCAGCGGAUUUUAUGGACUCUCAGAAGCCAAUCCAUUUGGCUGUACAGAAUGUGACUGUGACAGUGGAGGAUCCAUUAAUUUGAGGUGUGAGCAGAGAACGGGACAGUGUCUGUGUAAGCCUCGUGUCGGGGGGCGUAGAUGUGACAUACCAGUGAGGAACCACUUUUACCCCACCCUUCAGCAAUUCAAGUAUGAGAUAGAAGACGGUCAAACACCAGAGGGCUCCAGGAUCAGAUACGGAUUCGAUGAGACAUAUUUUCCAAACUUUUCCUGGAGAGGCUAUGCCAUUUUGACAGCAAUUCAGCCUGAAGUGGAGAUGGACAUAGAGAUUAAGAAGCCCAGUCUCUACCGCCUGAUUUAUCGCUAUGUCAAUGUCAAUGACAAGGUGCUACGUGGACAAGUGAUGUUGAAACCCCAGAACCCCACUGAUGUCACACAGAACAGCGAAGUUUUCUUUCAAAUUGCCAAUGAGCCAAUGUUUGUGACUGUUGGCAGUGGACGUGAUUAUGAGUUUGUCCUGAAUCCGGGUCGCUGGAAGGUUUCCAUCAGCUCUCCCGAUAUCUUGCUCCUUGACUACAUGGUGUUGGUACCAGAUGCGUACUAUGAGGCAACAGUCCUACAGGAGAAAGUCACUCGACCGUGCGGUAUACCAGGGGACCAGGGGCCAUGUGUGGUUUAUGAGUACCCAGACCUACAGAAAUUCCCCACUGUGACUGGAGAGAACGGGUUUGUGAUCGAUCGUAAUGGCAGCCAGAUACCUACUCAGGUGUUUCCCAAUCAGAUCGUUCUUGAUGAACUAGGAAUUCCUACCCUGGCCCAGAUUGACAAUGCCCAGAGAGAUCUGAACCUUAACCUGCGUGUGCCACGGCCAGGAGAUUAUGUACUGGUGUUUAACUACUUUGCCUUGUCUAAUAGAACCCAGGAGUUGGACGUCUCAGCCAAUGUUGAUGGCCAAAGUACCACGGGUACCGUCCUGCUGUACAGCUGUCAGUAUAGUGUGCUGUGUAGACAGGUGAUGAAGAACAUUGACGACAUGCCGUCUGUCAUCACAAUCAAUGAUACCGUACAGAUUCAAGUCACCGGGGAUGAAACUGUGGACGUCGCCAUUGGCUCGGUGGUAGCCAUCCCAUAUGAUGAAUGGUCCCUCGGGUACAUCAGACCCAGCAUCAUCUGUAUCCGGAUCAAUGGAAUUUGUGUGACCUCAGGAUACACCAUCCCCUCCAGUGGACUGAGAAUUGAUUUUGAGGACCCCCCAAAUGCCGAUCUGAUGGUUACAACAUUGCCCAAUUACAUAAAAGAAACAGGGCUCAUAGAACUUAACAGCACUAAUAGAUUUGUGGAGCUGAGGGGAAACAUCAAAAAUCCAGGACAGUAUGUGAUCUUGGUUCACUUUUACAUGCCGACCGAUGCAGGCGCUGACCUUCCUGUGACCUUGCACACAGAAGGAUUUCCUCCAAUCACAGGCACUUUUAAGCCUCGUUUUUGCCCCAGUGUUACCGGCUGUCGUAGUCAAAUCGUGUUUGAUGGAACGCUGAGGAAUGUGAUCUCGCUUCAGCCUGGGAACUUUACGAUCAUGUUCAACAACACAAUGGGACGAAAUAUUUUGCUGGAUUACCUGAUGGUUGUGCCUAUCCAGCAGUUCUCCCCAUCAGAUUUGAACUUGCAACCUAUCGACAACUCUGCCAAGUUUUUACAAUCGUGCAUUGGACCAGGGUUUCUUCUUGUAAAUAACACGGAGUUCUGUCGCUCGGGUAUCUACACCUUAACCACGGAUUUUAACAAUGGGGGUCUCGCCUGUGACUGUGACACGGAUGGCUCUCUCAGCUUCGAGUGUUCUGACUUUGGAGGACAGUGUCAAUGUAGAGAAAACGUGAUUGGCCAGCGGUGUACACAGUGUCGAGAGGGAUAUUAUGGGUUUCCCCGCUGUAAACCCUGUAAUUGUCCCUAUGGAAUGUGCAGCCCAGUGACAGGAGAGUGCAUGUGCCCCCCGCGUGUGACGGGAGAGAGAUGUGAUGCUUGUGUAUCUGCUACUUAUGGUUUUGAUCCAUUGGUUGGAUGUACGGACUGUAAAUGUAACGCUGAGGGUGUUCUGAAUCGGGACAUGAACUGUGACCAGACCACUGGACAUUGCACGUGUAAGGACAAUGUCGGGGGACGCAAGUGUGACUACUGUUUAGCGGGGUUCUACUCCUUCCCAUACUGUGCUGAAUGCAGCAACUGUAACAGUCAGGGUACACUGGAGCAGAUCUGUGACACGGGAAAUGGGGCCUGUCUCUGUAAGGAAAAUGUUGCAGCCCCUAAUUGUGAAACCUGUGAGUCUGGGAGUUUUUAUCUGGAUCCCAGGAACCCUAAAGGCUGUACCAAGUGUUUCUGUUUCGGAACAACUUCAAGGUGUAGCAGCUCCCCACUAGUGUGGACACAACAAAAGGACAUGCUGGGAUGGGACGUUACAAACACAGUCGAGGGCUCCCUGAGAGAAUCCGAGACCAUCAUAGCUGUCCUGGAAUCAGACACCAAAAUCACAGACCCCAACCAGCCCAUGUACUGGAUAGUCUCGGAUUCCUACCUCGGAGAUCAGGUGAAAUCCUACGGGGGUAAGAUGAGAUUUGAGGUGUACUAUGUGACUCCCAGAGGAAAUGAAACGAGGGAACUUCCAAGUGGACCAGAUGUCAUCAUAAAGGGUGGAAACAUGACCUUGUAUCACAGAUAUGGCUCAACACCAUUGGCCACUUCGACCACCCCUGUUGAAAUCACAAUGAACGAGUACAACUUUGUGCGUGCAGAGGAUGGCCUUGGCGUAUCCAGAGAAACCUUUAUGAUGGUCCUUGUGGACAUCACAGCAAUUCACAUCCGAGCCAAUUACUUCACUCCAACCACAGAAGUCAGACUGAUGGACGUUGAGCUUGAUCAGGCAGAACAACAAGUUGAGACGACAACAGGUGUGAAUGGUGAUGAUGAUGGUUCCUGGUUUGGUGGUUGGUUUGGUGAUGGAGAAAAAACAACGACCCCAGCCCCUGUACAACUGGCCAGUAGUGUAGAACAGUGUCAAUGCCCUAUGGGAUAUGUUGGAUCCAGUUGUCAGGACUGUGCCCCAGGGUACUACAGGUCAUCGAAGACGCCAUAUCGAGGAGUGUGUAUCCCAUGUAAUUGUCAUGGUCACUCAGAUGCAUGUGACACUGAGACAGGAGAAUGUCAGAGUUGUAGAGACAACACCAUGGGAAAGCAUUGUGCUGAAUGUUUACCUGGUUACUAUGGUGAUGCUACAACAGGUGUUUGUCAGAUAUGCAGCUGUCCACUGCCUAUACAGAGUAACAACUUUGCCUCUGGGUGUGAUGUCUAUGAUGGCACGGUGUACUCAUGCGAUUGUCUUCCUGGCUACACUGGCUCGAGAUGUGAACGGUGUGCUCCUGGUUACUAUGGUGACCCGACUAUGGAGGGAGAGGAGUGUCGUCCAUGCCAGUGUUCUGGUAACAUCAAUAUGACGGACCCUGAAGCCUGCAGUCUCUCUUCCGGAGAAUGCCUGAAAUGUCUGAACCACACCAUGGGGCCGGGCUGUGCCUACUGUCAAGACUGGUACCAUGGCGAUGCCAUCAACCUCAAAAACUGUCAAGCAUGUACUUGUGAUCAGUGUGGUUCUGUGUCAUGUGACCGUGAAUCAGGAACCUGUCAAUGUCAGCCGAAUGUGGAGGGACCCAACUGUGACAGGUGCAAGCCUGACACCUAUGGAUUUGAUAGCUGUACGGGCUGCCGUGACUGUAAUUGUGGCCUUGCCUCAGCGAGCACUCAGUGCGACCUUGUCACGGGUCAAUGCACCUGCAUGCCAGGCACGGAGAACCGCUAUUGUGACCAGUGUAUCGAGGGAUAUUGGAACUACACAGCCUCUGGAUGUCAAGAGUGUGAAUGUGAGGAGGAUGGAGCCAUUACUUGUGACCGAGUCACAGGAAGAUGUCAGUGUCUACCUGGUGUCGCUGGAGACAGGUGUGACAGGUGUCUACCCAGGUAUAUCCUUGUGGCCAACAGAGGUUGUGAAGCUUGUGACAGCUGCGUCCACAUCCUUCUGGACGAUAUUGAGGCUCUUCAGAGAAAUAUUAGUGACCUGUCCACAACUAUGGAAUCAGUGUCUGUGGGAAUGACUGCCAACAAUCGGCUGGAGGCCAUCAACAAUGCUGCCAUCAAUCUCAGGCCUGAAGUAGAUGCUCUGUUAGCCGGACCACAGAACAUGUCUGUGGAUUGGUUGUCCCAGGCAGUGACUGAUGUGAAGGGCCAGGCAGAGAGUGGCAAACGGAGGUCCGACAGGUUAGUGACACAAGGGCAGUUCUUGACAGAUGAGACUGCACAGCUGGUCAAGGACGCUGAUGAUAUUGAGGUCAAGGUCACCAAUGUCAAACGUGAGGCUGAUGAUGUCGUGCAGUAUGCUGUGAAUAUUCUUAAGCAGAUUUAUGAAGGUAUUAAGAUCACCAACAUUGACACUGCCAUUCAAGACUCUAGACGCAUUCUUGAAAAGAUUAACUCUGCGAAUUUCACCGGCAAUGCUGAAGAGUGCAACACGGAGGAGGGUCUAGUCCGAGAGUUGCUGGCUAGGAUGCGCUUCCUGUUCGCAUCUGGAAAGCUGCAGUCCAACAGUUCUAGUCAGAUUCGGAAGGAAGUGGAAGACAUUAGUAUGCGGCUGUACGACCUUCAGACUAGAGCACGGAAUGCCGACCGAGAGGCAGACAUAGCAGGAGAUCUCAUCAAAGAGCUUAAUGAAGAAACCAUUAGCAGACUGCAGUUGCGACUUGGGGCCCUGGAAAUGUCAGAGAAGGAUACUAAGAUGUUACAUUCGAUGUCUGACAAUCGGUUGAGUGAGGCCCAGGAUGCACUGGACAAAUCGAGGAAUGCAGCCACUGAUGCGGAGACCGUAGCAUCCCAGAUUGAUGCUGCCAUUGUGAGGAUGCGAGACUUUGUUGGAAACCUGAGCAUUGGCCUGGAAGAAGCCGUGAUUAAAACCAAUGAAAGUCAGGAACAUGCUCAGGCUCUGUCAAACCAGGCCGACUUCCUGGAAAACAUCUACACAGACACGAGAGAGAUCUCUGCUAAUGCCCUGAAUGCAGCCAGUGCCUUCCAAGGAAUCGUGGAUGCCAUUGAAGAUGCAAAUAAUGCGUCCAGUGUUGCCCUGGAUGCCGCCAAUGAGGCCUUGGGCAAGUCUAAUGGUGUUGGUGAGAGCUCAGACAACUCAAAGAAAAAUAGUACCUCCCUCCUGCAGGCUGCCAAGGCCCGCUUGGACACAACAGAAGUGGCUAUGGCAGAGAGAUUGCGGGAUGCUAAAGUGAUGACAGAUGACGUGGAGGGAAUGAACAACAAAAUAAGUCAAGGAAUUAAUGAUAUCAACAACCAGCUCCAGGAUCUCGGUAGAAAUGAGUUUGCAAACAGCACUAUGGAUGCCAUUAAUCGGGCAGCGGCAGCUGGGCAGCGGGCAAUGGAUGCCCAGGGAAAAGUGGGCACCAUUUUGAGCAAGCUUCCAGAGGACAAAAACAAGAUAGACAGACUGGCCAACACUGUUACCAAAACUGCUAAGAGUAUCACUGAUGCAACCAGUCAAGGUGACUAUGUGAGGAAGAACUUGCCUGAGGUAGUCACUCAGAUUAAUCUCCUGGGUCAGAAACGAGAGUCAGUCGAAGCUCUCAGAGAGGGAGUGUUUGCCAACCUGAGCCGACUUCGAGAACAGAUCGAGCUUGCCAGGGAUGCAGCCAAUAGGAUCCGUGUUGGUCUGGAGUUUGUUGGAAACACCUCGGUCACUCUUCGUAACCCAGCAAAUAUUGACUCUGCUGGAUCCUACUCCACACUGUCUAUGUACGUACAGACUCGCCAGAAGAGGGCGCUGCUAGCCUAUGUUGGAGGAGAAGCAAUGCCAAACAGAGCCCAACCAGACUACAUGUCUCUGGAGCUGAGGAAUGGAUACCCAGUUCUCCGAUACAAUCUUGGAUCUGGUCCAGCAGAAAUUGUCUCCAAGAGAGAUGUCUCAGAUGGUAACUGGUACCUCAUCAAAGCAAAGAGGAUUGGGAAGUCAGGAGAGUUGGUGGUGGAGGGAGACCCAAACAAAAACCCGACCCCUGACAUAGACACGGGAGAGUCCAGUGGGACUUUCACUGUACUGGCACUGAACCCACAGACCACUAAAUUCUACGUGGGCGGGGUCCCCAGCACCAGUCGAUUGCCCGACUCUGUGGAUUCCACGUACUAUGAGGGAGUGAUGGAGGAGGUUAUGUUUGAUGGUAAACCCCUGGGACUGUGGAACUUCAUAGCAGGAGACAAUAAUUUCAAGGGAGCCAUUGAGAGGGACGUCAUGAAAUCGGUCGUGUCCAAUGGCUUCCGAUUUAAUGGCAAAGGUUACGUCAAGUUAAGUGCCUCAAAAGUGAACUUCAAACCAACCAAGGAGUCAAACAUUGUCCUGCGCUUCAAAACCUAUGCUGAAAAUGGACUCAUCUUCUUCAUGGGCAAGAAUCGCGACUUCAUGUCAGUGGAGAUGAGAGAGGGCAGAGUGUUGUUCCAGUAUGAUUUGGGAGGCAUGCCUGCAAAGCUGAUCACUAACGAAACGUUUAACGAUGGGGAAUGGCACAAAAUUCAGGCUCAGAGACAGGAACGUCUAGGUGCUCUCACCGUGGAUGAUGGAGGUGCCAUCAAGGGCCAGUCUCCCGGGUCCCUGAUAGAACUGAGUUACACUGACGACAUAUUCAUCGGAGGAUACAACAGACUCUUCAUUCCAAUCAAGGAUGUGAGAUCUCAAGGCUUUGAUGGCUGUGUACGAGAUUUGCAGUUUAAUGUCAACAAAUGGGAUCUGAAUAAAAAUGAAGCUGCAAAGGGGGUGGUACGAGGAUGUCCAGAACAGAUUCUCAGAACUGCUACCUUUGACAAAGACAGACGAGGAUUCAUUGCCCAAGAAUUGUCUGCCGGUGUUGGCACCAACUUUGAUGUGACCUUCAGGAUUAAAACUCUAUCUGAUGAUAGUAUGGUCCUUUAUACUUCCAAUAACGAUCAGACCUCUGGAUUCUCGGUGGCCAUUGUUAAAGGUCGUCUGAUUGUGACCUCUGACCCUGGUGGUGACCCCACUGUCCUGGAGAGCACAGUCAACACAUACAAUGAUGGAAAUUGGCACUAUGUCUCCAUCAUGAAAAUGGGACCCAAGUUGAUGAUGAACAUUGAUGACCAGGAAAUGGUCAAUAAGACAGGAAGAUCUGGCACAGCCAUUCUUACAGAGCGUCCUCUAUACAUCGGAGGCACAGAUUUCACCAUGUCAGAAAAGCUUGUGUCGUCGACGUCCCGAUUCUCAGGCUGUGUGUCUGAUUUCACAAUCAAUGGAGCCUUCCUUAACUUUGCCAAAAUUCCAAGACAGAAUGUGAGAGAUGUUGCAUUCAGUGAGUGCCCAAUAGCAGACACGGAGGUUGUUACCACGACAACAGUUCUCCCAACAUUCCCUACAGCUACUGAGGCGGAAUCUACGGAUGCAACAGUGGCUCCGGAGGAGAAAUGUCGACUGCCUCCUGUUGUGGACAUGGCUGCCAUCAGCCCAGGAGACGUAGAAGGCAUUAAGUUUGGUGACACUUUGACCAGUCGCUACCAGUACGUGGGCUGGAAGAGUUUAAGAGUCAAGUUUGGAAUGAUGAUUGAGUUUAAGACAACCAGCAGUGGUGGAAUCAUCCUGUAUGCCACAGACUAUCGUAAGACAGAUUUUGUUGCCCUAAUCAUGAAGGAGGGACGUCUGGUUUUCUCGUUUGACUGUGGCACUGGGGCUCUGAAUCUGGAAACUGACCAGAAGUAUAAUGACGGGAAGUGGCACACCGUGGAGUUUGGUCGAUUCCAAAAGACUGGGAAAAUUUCAGUGGAUGGUGGACCUAGUAAAGAAGGAACAUCUAUUGGUUCGACACAGGCGCUGAAUGUCAGAAGACCAUUCUUUGUGGGUGGAAUAGAUCCAAAGUCACAGUCAAAUGAAAAAGUCAAGAAACAUCUUCAGGGUGUGCUUGGCAGUUUUGAGGGAUGUUUACGUAACAUGAAGCUUAACGAUAAAAGUUUCGGAGAACCUAAUGUUACACAGAAGGUCAGUCAGUGUGUGACUAAUUUGGAAAGAGGAACUUUUUUCAAUAACCAAGGAGGAUACAUCACUCUGUAUGAAAAAUACUAUGUGGGUCUGGACUUCGCAUUUAACAUAGACAUCAGACCACGGAACAUGAGCGGUGUCAUCUUGGCAGUUCAUAGUGUGAAAAGUAGCAGUGAUUUUAUCCUCCUACAACUGGUGGAUGGAAAGGUCAUUGCCACAGCUGACAAUGGUCAAGGGGAGGUAAUAACAACCUACACCCCUCGAGAGGAGAAUGCGCUGUGUGACGGAGCAUGGCAUACCAUUAGUGUGAACAAAGCCAAGAAUCUUCUGUUGUUGACGGUGGAUGGAAUGAACGCCCCUGCGGGUACUGGAGCUAAAGGAUCCUCAGAAAUUAACUCCAAUGACCCCAUGUACAUCGGUGGAGUUCCAGAUUUCAACCGCCGUGGUAUAUUGGUGAACAGAAACUUUGCAGGAUGUAUUAGUAACUUUGAGAUCAGACGUGGCAAAAGCGACUACAAGUCUCAGUAUCUGUCGUCAGGGGACAUCACUGGGGAUGUGACACUCAACAAAUGUCCACUGAACUGAACUCAAACAGUUCCUAUUUAUGUGCAAUAACUCAAACAACAUCAGUAUUCUUAAAAUAUGCUUUAUAGACAGGGUACCAUUUACUGAGAUUAAAAACAAUUACAAAUGUAUUUCAAAAUAAUUGUGUUCACUGGGGGAAAAAAUCAGUUUUGGAUACAAGUGAAAAUAUUGAUUAUACUUUUAACUAAUUCAUACACAUGACUUUGUUCUAAUUUGAUAUACAUGUACAUUGUACUUGAAAUAUCAAUUUUAUUAUGCUAUGGAAAUCCUCAUAAAAUAAAAGUACCAUAAUGUUUUUUUUUGUAGCAAAUGAUUUUUCAAGAUGUUUUACAGAACAAGAGAUCUGAGAGUACCUUUUUGUUUAUUUAAAUUCAUGUUUAAUACUGUACCAUUUUUGGGUUUUUCUGAUGAUUUUUUUUUUUUAAUUUUAUAUCCUCAUUUUAGAAAUAUGUGUACUUUUUAAUCUUUUUUUUUUUUUUAGAGAAUUUCUGAGAAAGUUUUAUGCACUUUGUUAAAAGAUUAUUGAUGAGACGAUGAACUUUCUUUAUUCUGUGUGGUGAACACACGCCAUCUCUUUUUGAAAUAUUUCUGAACAUACACCAUCUCUUUUUGAAAUAUCUCUGAACACACCCCAUCUCUUUUAGAAAUAUCUCCCCAUUUUUCUACUUCAUUUUUCUCAUGCAUCUUUCGAGAAAUUAUUUGACUAAAAAUAUCACAUUUGGUUUUAAAAUUCAUGAGUUUGGCUUUUGAUAUCAUAUUUUGGCUAUACAUACAUUCUUGUUGCUGAAAUUCUUUAAGAGACUGUCUAUGGAAAAAAACAGGCAAUGGGUGGCACAUCAAAUUCUGGUAUUAGCUUAUUUUCUUCAUUUUGAAUGAUAUACUCUAUACUAUAGACUGUUUAACGUGACAUUUGACUUCUAUACUAUAGACUAAUUGACGUGACAUUUGACUUCUAUACUAUAGACUAAUUGACGUGACAUUUGACAUCUAUACUAUAGACUAUUUGACGUGACAUUUGACAUCUACACUAUAGACUGUUUGACGUGGUAUGCGACACUUUUACUAUAGACUGUUUGACGUGACAUUUGACACCUACACUGUAUACUAUAGACUGUUUGACGUGGUAUGUGUCACCUAUGCUGUAGGCAGUGCCUGUUAACUAAUGGACAGCCUCCUUACAAUAACGUGUUACUACCUCUUUGAUUUAGAAGCUAGUAAUUGAGAUAUUUCCAGAAGCAAUGCUGUGUUCAUUGUUUAGGCCAUACAAUCUGUUUUCAUGUUUUUGUACAUUUAGAUCUCGAUAUUUGCCAGGAGCUUAUGUUGUUAUUGUGUACAGUGUUUAUUUGUACAAAAAUAUUAAAAACAGGAAACAAA
This is a messenger RNA of Ostrea edulis (European flat oyster), 12765 nucleotides long. RefSeq names its product laminin subunit alpha-like. The record is from RefSeq and is a predicted model, not a curated record. The transcript is spliced from 73 exons. Lineage: Eukaryota; Metazoa; Mollusca; Bivalvia; Ostreida; Ostreidae. Gene Ontology annotation, biological process: cell adhesion. The coding region runs from base 406 to 11391 and encodes 3661 amino acids.